AUGCAGAACUAUGGCCUGAUCAGAGAGGGCGCAGGCAAUGCGGUGCUGCGCGCAAUUCCUCUCCCCAAGCUCCGGGAUGAUUACCUCCUGGUCAGAACGGUCGCCGUCGCUCUCAACCCCACAGACUGGACCACGCUCGAUGCCGACGGCGACGACGGCACCAUUGUGGGCUGCGAUUACGCCGGGGUUGUAGAGGAGGUGGGCAAAGCAGUCACGAAGGCGUUCAAGAAGGGGGACCGGGUUGCUGGGUUCUCACACGGAGGCAACGAUGCACAUCCCGAAACUGGCGCAUUCGCCCGGUAUAUCACGGUCAAGGGCGAUACUCAGAUGCACAUCCCAGCCGGCGUGAGCUUUGAAGCUGCUGCUACGGUCGGCGUAGGGAUUGGCACCUUGGGAUAUGCAAUGUAUAAAGUGCUCAAGCUGCCACUUCCCGACACCGUCUUGGAAGGUGUGGGUGAAAGCCCCGAGCCUGUCCUGAUCUAUGGGGGGAGCACCGCCACCGGCACCCUCGCCAUCCAAUUUGCCAGGCUUUCGGGUCGAAAGGUCAUCACCACCUGUUCCCCCAGGCACUUUGGACUCGUCAAGGAGCGGGGCGCCGACAUCGUUUAUGACUAUCAUAUUCCCCAAGUCGGCACACAGAUCCGUCAAGUGACCGACGGCAAGCUCAAGGCUGUGUUCGACACCGUCUCCCUCGAUUCGUCCGCGGCCAUCUGUGCCGACGCAAUAGGCCCUGCCGGCGGGGUGUACUGCAACCUUCUGGGGGUGGACUGCCCGCGGUCCGACGUCCAGUCCGUCUUCUUCCUCGGAUAUUCAAUCUCGGGUGAAGCGUACAUUUUUGAAGGCCAGUCAUACGACGCCUCCCCAGAGGAUUUCAUCUUCGCCCGCCGUUGGUAUGAGAUCGCAGAGCGGCUCUGGGCUCAGGGGAAGUGGACUCCGCAUCCACAGCGCAUUGGUCCCGACGGUCUACUCGGUGCGCUGGCGGGGAUGCAAGAAUUGCGCCAGGGCAAGGUCAGUGGCGAGAAGUUGGUCUAUCGUGUCGACGAGACAAUGUGGCCCUAG
Capronia epimyces CBS 606.96 is the source of this 1059-nucleotide messenger RNA. RefSeq lists its product as uncharacterized. The transcript is spliced from 4 exons. The coding region runs from base 1 to 1059 and encodes 352 amino acids. Gene Ontology annotation, molecular function: oxidoreductase activity, acting on NAD(P)H. The record is from RefSeq and is a predicted model, not a curated record. NCBI's taxonomy places the organism in Eukaryota, Fungi, Ascomycota, Eurotiomycetes, Chaetothyriales, Herpotrichiellaceae.